This is a messenger RNA of Auxenochlorella protothecoides, 423 nucleotides long. Its product is annotated as Dihydrolipoyllysine-residue succinyltransferase component of 2-oxoglutarate dehydrogenase complex 1, mitochondrial. Lineage: Eukaryota; Viridiplantae; Chlorophyta; Trebouxiophyceae; Chlorellales; Chlorellaceae. The transcript has a single exon. The record is from RefSeq and is a predicted model, not a curated record. The coding region runs from base 1 to 423 and encodes 140 amino acids.
AUGACUACUCGGGUUGGGGCAAAGGUCCUGGUCCAGGCAUGCCGACCCUUCUGGCGCAGCUUGGUGCCCAGCUCUGCUGUGGGCAGGGUGGAAGGCAUGCAGAAUCCCGGCGCAGACCUUGGGUUGCAUUCUGCGGAGCGCGGUGUAUGGGGUCGUCACGCCCUGUUUCACACCGCGCCACAGUCGCUGGCCUCCCUGCCGGUCACCAUUCCGGCCCUGGGGGAGUCCAUCAGCGAUGGCACCGUGGCAUCAUUGCUAAAGAAAGCGGGGGAUACCGUGGAGGAGGACGAGCCCAUUGUAUCCAUUGAGACUGACAAGGUCACCGUGGAUGUGAGGGCCCCCCAGGCGGGUGUCAUCCUGGCUGUGCUGGUAAGAUUGCAAGAAAGGGCUGAGGAGUCUUUCUCGGAGGUCUGGGGGGGUUGA